Molecule: messenger RNA, 1219 nt
Organism: Corylus avellana
Lineage: Eukaryota; Viridiplantae; Streptophyta; Magnoliopsida; Fagales; Betulaceae
Product: ubiquinone biosynthesis COQ9-like protein
Biological process (GO): ubiquinone biosynthetic process
Cellular component (GO): mitochondrial inner membrane
Molecular function (GO): lipid binding
Source: RefSeq, a predicted model, not a curated record
ACGUGGAACCUGAAAAUUUGUUUGGAUAUCUUUCUUGCAGACCAAACCCUUCACACUCGAAAGACUGUGACGACGAAAUGUACCGGACGGCGGCAAAGCGUGUGCUUCUUCUCCGUGCACCCUCGGGUAUCAAUAACAAUGCUCGUAUCCGGUUCCCUCCCCUCCGAUUCUCCACUUCUGUAAAUCCUAAUCAACCCCCUGAAACCCCUAACUUUUCUGAUCCUGCGUCGUCGUCCUCCACAUCAUCGUCUACGUCUACGUCAUCUUCGUCUUCGAAUUGGUCAGCUUCAUCCAUGGCCUACGAAGCUCGGGGCCAGGAGAACCAGCGACCGAGGGUAGUAGAGUAUGAAGACGAGCAAGCCCGCGUGCUUCGGGCCUCGCUUCCCCACGUGGUGAGGUUGGGGUGGUCUGAGGCAGCCAUGAUGGCGGGUGCGAGGACGGUGGGUGUUUCUCCUUCUAUAAUUGGCUCUUUCCCGAGGAAAGAAGCCGCUCUUGUUGAGUUUUUCAUGGAUGAGUGCUUGCAAAGGCUUAUUGAUAGAACUGAUUCGGGAGAGGACUUAAAAGGCAUGAUACCUAGUGAGCGUAUCUCCAAGCUGGUUAGGUUUCGCCUAGAAAUGCAAGCUCCAUACAUAUCAAAAUGGCCUCAAGCUCUUAGCAUCCAGGCACAACCAAUGAAUGUUCCAACAAGUUUUAAGCAGCGGGCGAUGCUUGUAGAUGAGAUAUGGCAUGCUGUUGGUGAUGGGGCGUCUGAUAUUGAUUGGUAUGUAAAGCGCACUGUCCUCGGGGGUAUAUACUCGACAACAGAGAUAUACAUGCUGACUGAUAGUUCCACAGAUUUUUGUGAUACAUGGUCUUUCUUGGAUAAUCGUGUAAGAGACGCAUUUGAUCUGAAGAAGACCAUCCAAGAGGCAACAUAUUUAGCAGAAGCUGUUGGUGCUGGAAUGGGGAGCUCUUUGCAAGGAUUUGUGAAGAAAGUUUUUCAAGGAUGAUCAUUAAUUUGAGGGAUGGUUUAGAAGAAAUCUAUGGAAAGCAUCGGGUGCUGGGUCACUUGCAGUUUGUUGCUUGGAAGAGAUGCUGUGUUGGUAGUACUUUUGAUGGUCUUACAAAUUAUCUGCGAUGUUUCAUUUGUCUAAAUUCUUUGUCUAUUGGCACAAAGCCGUUCAAGGCUGGAACCUGAAUAAUGUCAACUCUUUUGUUAUAUGCAUCACUGAUUUCUCCA